UUCUGCUCCACUUCUCGCCGAGCAGGCUCACUUCCUCUUUCGCUCGUGAAACAGGAAACAAACAGAAAGGGAGGCUGGACCGCACGAGACGGAAGGAAAACUCUGGGAGUCCGACACUAUGAACAACAGUUUCAUGAACAUGGCGUCGAUAGGCGACUUCGAUCCGAUCAACGCGUCCAUUCCUGCCACCAAAGUUGAAAUCACUGUUUCCUGCAGAAACCUGCUGGACAUGGACACCUUCUCCAAAUCAGACCCAAUUUGUGUUCUCUACACUCAAGGAAUGGGCAACAAGGAGUGGAGAGAGGACUUUCUGGGCCAGGCUCAAUGCACACUCGGAGAGGUGGUUGGAUCGUUGGGCAGUCGCUUGGAUAAACCUCUUGGAGGCAUUCCUGGGAAGAAAUGUGGGACCAUUAUUGUGAAGGCAGAGGAGCUGAGCAACUGCAGGGAGUCGGUGCUGAUGCAGUUUUGUGGGAACAAGUUGGACAAAAAAGAUUUCUUCGGAAAGUCUGAUCCCUUCUUGGUCUUCUACCGGAGCAACGAGGACGGCACGUUUACCAUCUGCCAUAAGACAGAGGUGGUGAAGAACACGCUGAACCCCGUGUGGCAAGCCUUUAAAAUCACAGUGCGAUCUCUUUGCAAUGGUGACUACGACAGGACAAUCAAGGUGGAGGUUUACGACUGGGACAGAGACGGCAGUCACGACUUUAUCGGAGAGUUCAGCACCAGCUACAGAGAGCUCUCCAGAGGACAGAGCCAGUUCAACAUGUACGAGGUGAUAAAUCCAAAGAAGAAAGGAAAGAAGAAAAACUACCUAAACUCUGGGACGGUGACGCUGCUGUCGUUCCUCGUGGACGUUGAAGUCACCUUUCUGGACUACAUCAAAGGAGGGACUCAGAUUAACUUCACCGUGGCCAUUGAUUUCACAGCCUCCAAUGGAAACCCCGCCCAGCCCACCUCGCUCCACUACAUGAAUCCCUACCAGCUGAACGCCUACGGCAUGGCGCUGAAGGCAGUCGGAGAAAUCAUUCAGGACUAUGACAGCGACAAGAUGUUUCCUGCGCUGGGCUUUGGAGCCAAACUCCCUCCUGACGGACGAAUAUCUCACGAAUUUGCCCUGAAUGGAAAUCCCCAGAACCCAUACUGUACCGGUAUUGAUGGUGUGAUGGAAGCCUACUACCAAAGCCUGAAGUCAGUUCAACUCUAUGGACCCACCAACUUCUCCCCCGUCAUCAACCACGUGGCCAGGUAUGCAGCUUCUGUGACGGACGGCUCUCAGUACUUUGUCCUUCUUAUCAUCACAGACGGCGUCAUCUCAGACAUGGCACAGACUAAAGAGUCCAUCGUUAAUGCUGCCAGCCUGCCCAUGUCAAUCAUUAUUGUGGGCGUCGGGCCUGCGGAGUUUGACGCCAUGGUGGAGUUGGACGGCGAUGAAGUCAGAAUCUCCUCCAGAGGACGACUCGCUGAGAGAGACAUCGUUCAGUUUGUUCCAUUCAGGGACUACAUUGACCGAGCUGGGAGCAACAUCUUGAGCAUGGCCCGGCUCGCUAAAGAUGUCUUGGCUGAGAUCCCUGACCAGUUCCUCUCCUACAUGCGGACCCGCGGGAUAAAGCCUUCGCCAGCGCCACCUCCCUACACACCACCAGGUCAAGGACAGCCCAUCCAAACCCAGAUUUAAAGAGAGGCU
Nematolebias whitei (Rio pearlfish) is the source of this 1684-nucleotide messenger RNA. Its product is annotated as copine-8. The record is from RefSeq and is a predicted model, not a curated record. The transcript has 18 exons. Bases 119 to 1675 code for a protein of 518 amino acids. Gene Ontology annotation, molecular function: calcium-dependent phospholipid binding. Gene Ontology annotation, cellular component: plasma membrane. Gene Ontology annotation, biological process: cellular response to calcium ion. Lineage: Eukaryota; Metazoa; Chordata; Actinopteri; Cyprinodontiformes; Rivulidae.